Molecule: messenger RNA, 873 nt
Organism: Camelina sativa (false flax)
Lineage: Eukaryota; Viridiplantae; Streptophyta; Magnoliopsida; Brassicales; Brassicaceae
Source: RefSeq, a predicted model, not a curated record
AUGACGAGGAUUUGCGAUCUUCCACCAGAACUAGUAGGGUUGAUAUUCACCAAGAUUCCCAUAACAUCUAUAAGAACCGUGCGAUCCACUUGCACGAUGUGGAAAGCUUUAACCAAAUAUUGGGGUUUGGGUAUAGGAGCGGCUAGGGAGCAGUUUUUGGGGCUCAUGGCGAUGGAUUCGAAGGUUUGUUCACUGAGAUUCCAUCUCCGCCGCAAAAACAACAGCAAGGAAGACGGAGAUUUUCUUGAACUAUCUAUAAAGCAGGUAGAUUUACUUAAAGGAGUCGACAUAGCUAAAAUAUUUUACUGCGAUGGCUUAUCUUUAUGCGUAGCCAAAGACAACUCAAGGCUCAUGGUGUGGAACCCCUAUUUGGGUCAAACAAGGUGGAUCGAACCUAGAACAAAAUUCCACACACUGGACACGUAUGCUCUAGGAUACGAUAUCAACCGUAACCACAAAAUCUUGAAGUUCAUGGAUAGUCGCCCUUUUGAAGACAAGGACUUUUUCGGGUACGAACUUUACGACUUCAUCUCUCAUUCAUGGAGGGUUCUCGACGUCACUUCUAACUGGCAUAUACAAGAUUACCAACGCGGCGUGUCUUUGAAGGGAAAUUCUUACUUUUACGCUCAAGAGAAAUUAGGACAUUACGUUGCGCCUCCCCGUGGAUAUAAAAUAGCACGUCAAGUUAUCACUGAUCUCACUAUGUCCAGACAGUUAUCACUGAUCUCACUAUGUCCAACGCUUCGUUGCUCGACGAAAAGAAAAAGUUAUGCUAUAGGAAAGAACAAACAACAUAAAUUGUACUUUGUAAACAAUAUGUCGAAAAAGAUCGUUUUCUUUCCAAACUUGAUUACAAACUAUACAAAGUCGUAG